This is a messenger RNA of Trichoplusia ni (cabbage looper), 1151 nucleotides long. Its product is annotated as lipase member H-like. The transcript has 6 exons. The record is from RefSeq and is a predicted model, not a curated record. Lineage: Eukaryota; Metazoa; Arthropoda; Insecta; Lepidoptera; Noctuidae. Bases 50 to 1039 code for a protein of 329 amino acids. Gene Ontology annotation, molecular function: lipase activity. Gene Ontology annotation, biological process: lipid metabolic process.
CAGGUGGGUUUUAUUUAAUUGAAGUAGAUAGCGCCCACUCUUGAACGUAAUGAAAUACUUUUUAUUGUUAACCCUCGCUAUAGCAGCUUGUGCUGCGAGCGCAAUUAAAGACCCGGUUUCGGGUUCUAAGGAUAGCAGCAGGUACUUUUAUUUUCCGGGAGAUGGAGACGACACUUUACACCUUGUGGAUGCUGAAGAACCAGUAGACUUCGAAUACAUUGAGAGCUAUAACAGAAACCCAGACAACAAUGGAUACUGGCUUUACACCAGAAAAAACCCAUCCAUAGCCCAGGUAUUGAAGUUCGGUGACGCUAACUCAGUUUGCCAUUCCAACUUCGAUUUCUCAAAAGUUACAGUAUUUUUGGCUCACGGUUGGAACGGAUAUGGUGGAAACAAGAUGAAUAGGUUACUAGUCGAAGCGUUUCUUCAAAAUGGUGACGUCAACGUUAUCGUUCUCGACUGGAGCGAACUCGCCAACAGAGGCUAUACAACCGCUAGAAGCGGUACUGCAGAAGUUGGUCGAGGUCUUGGACAGUUCGUGAACUGGCUCGUCCAAUUGGGAUUCUCAUACGAAAGAGUCCAUUUAGUAGGCUUCAGUCUUGGAGGGCAUUUAGUAAGAAACGCUGGAAGGGAAACUGGUUCUCUAGUCCGAAGGAUCACAGCUCUGGACCCUGCUGGACCUCUAUGGGGCUGGGGUAGAGACCACAUCGCGAAAACAGAUGGCCAAUAUGUAGAAGUUAUUCACACAGACACAGACCUUCUUGGCUUCAAGGAUCCUUGUGGUGACGCAGACUUUUACCCUAACGGUGGAUCUUCAAUGCCUGGAUGCUGGAUCAAUUCGUGCUCGCACAGUCGUGCCUACGAGUACAUGGCUAGUUCUGUCAAAUACAACCACCUCUAUGCCAAUGAAUGCGCCUCUCUUAGAGAAGCUACUCGCAACAAUUGUAAGGGUGCUGCUUACCCUAUGGGUAACGCCGAUCUCCUCAAAACCAGAUCUGGUAUCUUCAGAGUAAACACAGGCAGAAAUUAUCCUUACUAAACGGAAACUAUUAUCUGAAUCCCAAGGAACGUGGCCCACCUCUAAUUUACCUAUUAAUUUAUUAUCUAUCUAAUUAUUAUUAAAUAAAAUGCAAUUCAAAAUAGGAAUCAAA